GCGGCAUGAUGUCAUUCAUCCUCACGCACUCACACACGUAACCCGUGUCGCGACCGUGUUUACCAAGUGACCGAGUGUCUGUGAUUUAUUUAUUCUAAUUAGUUAGUUAGAAUGGCCAAUAACCGCGCAGCCAAGUCUGGCUUUGCCGCCGAAGCCCAGCGUAAGAUUAACAGCAAAUACAGUGAGGAGCUCGCGCAGGAAUGCCUGGAAUGGAUCCGACAGAUCACCGGCGAGCCGGAGAAUGUGUCCGGGGACAUGGACAACUUCUACGAAAUACUCAAGGACGGGACCCUGCUUUGCAAGCUAGUCAACACCAUCCAGCCGGGUCAAGUUAAAAAGAUCAACGAGUCAAAGAUGGCGUUCAAAUGCAUGGAGAACAUAAACGCCUUCCUGGAGGCCGCGAGACAGCUCGGAGUACCUGCUCAGGAGACCUUCCAGACGGUUGAUCUGUGGGAGCGACAGAACCUUAACUCCGUUGUGAUUUGCUUGCAGUCACUUGGCAGAAAGGCCCACAACUACGGCAAGCCGUCCAUCGGGCCCAAAGAGUCCGAGAAGAACGUGAGAAACUUCUCAGAGGAGCAACUGAGGGCCGGCCAGGGGGUCAUAUCGCUACAGUACGGCUCGAACAAGGGCGCCACGCAGAGCGGCAUCAACUUCGGCAACACGAGGCAUAUGUAGGCAGUUAACGUGUUGUUUAUAUGGUAAAACGGAUUACUUAUAGCAACAGAUACAUUGAUUAAGAUGCGUAAAAUCUAGGACAAUUUCGUGUCGAAUUUGACAGGUAAACGCGAGAUGGCGCUGUACAACUCUAUACAUUUUGCGGCAACUCGGAUUGGCAAAAGUUGACGUUUGACAAUUCAGUGACCGCGAAACAUAAUGGCGCAAUACAGCGCCAUCUGGUUUUGGAUGUCAAACUAAGGGGCACGUUUUUUUUAGACUUUACCUCUCUGUUACAAUCAAUUAUCUUUGCUUAUAAAUGUAAUUUUGGUAAAUAGUCAGGAGCUUCUAGGCUACCCUUUUUCAUCUUAGUGUUUUUUCGGCUGCAUCCUUUAAAGGGGAGUCUAGGAGUCGGCAAAGUCGAGAAGAGCCAACCGCAAUUGAUAUCACCAGUUUUAAGAAUCCAUAGACCGGUAAAUGUUGUUUUCAGUGGUCUAAGAGCUCUUAAGUAUGUAAUCUCAUAUACCUAUGCUCAUAAUUGUUUGAUGGGUAACUCAAAUCAAAGAGCCGCAAAAGCAGGUACCUCGAAAGAGCCGUGGUAUGCCAACCCCUACGCUAGACAACCUAUUCCAAAAUUUGGCGCAGUUAUUAUUACGAGAGUGACUGCUAUAAAUCUUUCAGCUCAGUGGGAAAAUUUUAAAUGAGCCUAUAACACUGUGUUUUUACGUAACAAACGUUUUACCAUAUAAACUCUAAGCUAUUUAUAUCUAAAGGAUGAUUAGCAUUAAUUAAGACUUGGCUGGUGCGUUGUUUUCCAUGGAACUCUAUACGUUACUAGAUUGUAAAAUGCAUCAUCUGGUGCCUACGAUACAUUUACAUAAAUGGCACUUGUGUGCGAGUAAUGACAGGAUAAACAGUAGGAAAUAGUGUUCUAAUUUUAAAUGUAUUUACUAAGAACUUCUAGAAAACACGGCACCGCGCUGCGUUUUCACGCAAUCGAGCAGAGCCUAUGUGAAAAGUUUUCUUCAAAACUAAAAAUGCGAGCAUUUGUAACCUUAAAGCUAAUCAUCCUUUCAUACACCAUACAUACAAUUUAAAAUGUAACAAGACACAAAUUAAUUGCACUAGAGAUUUCAUUAAUAGACUACAUAGUUAGAUUAGUAAACAAAAUGUUGUCUUAGAAGACUUGACGGUGGACCAUUUUCGUCGUUUCUCUAAAAUCUCGAGUUUAGAAUCUCUGCGUGUUGUAAAACUGAAUUUCGGUUUAAAAUUAACAUUCUAUUUUUUUAAGCGUUUUAUCUAUGAUAUACAUAUUUAUCAUUCCCAAGUCAUUCCAUUUUGUGGAUUAUUUUUAUACCAUAGGUGUAUUUGUUGAGAUCUUUUGUUAAAUCUGACUUUGACUACCUAGUAUUAUAUACGAAUUUAAGACAUUUUAAAAUUGGCUUAGCUUUUUACUUAAUAAUUAAAUAAUUUAGCAUUGUGCCAAUGUUUCUUCCAUUUUAAAGUUUCUGCUUACCAUGCAAUAACUUCAAAACUAUAAUAAAUCGAAUUUUGCAUUUAUUGAAUGUGCCUUCGUGCUCCGAAGGAGCCAAAAACUAUUGAAAAGAUGUCUAUAAAAUUUAUAAAUUUGACUUAUACGUAUAUCAGGGUUUCCUUGUUUAUUUAUUAAUUAUAUCAAGUAAUCAUUCCACAAUUUAGACAUAUUAAUAAGUACCUACAUUAGUACAUACUGUGAUUAAUAUUUUUUUAUGGACAUUCUUCUAUAUAUUUUCGUAUUGCGUACUGGAAGACGUUAGACUAAGUUUCAUCUUAACAAAAGUAGGUACAUAUACUACAUAGCUGUAUGCAGUACGUGGAAUAAAUAAGUACUUAAAGUA
This is a messenger RNA of Cydia splendana, 2534 nucleotides long. RefSeq names its product myophilin-like (gene Chd64). The transcript has 4 exons. Gene Ontology annotation, cellular component: actin cytoskeleton. The coding region runs from base 112 to 678 and encodes 188 amino acids. Gene Ontology annotation, molecular function: actin filament binding. The record is from RefSeq and is a predicted model, not a curated record. Lineage: Eukaryota; Metazoa; Arthropoda; Insecta; Lepidoptera; Tortricidae. Gene Ontology annotation, biological process: actin filament organization.